Molecule: messenger RNA, 1626 nt
Organism: Malania oleifera
Lineage: Eukaryota; Viridiplantae; Streptophyta; Magnoliopsida; Santalales; Ximeniaceae
Product: allene oxide cyclase, chloroplastic-like
Exons: 3
Coding region: 240-1001 (253 amino acids)
Biological process (GO): jasmonic acid biosynthetic process
Molecular function (GO): allene-oxide cyclase activity
Source: RefSeq, a predicted model, not a curated record
GUCCAGAAGUCCAAAGUCCGAAGUCGAACCCCACGUUUUCCAUACCCCCAAAAGUUUCCACUUGAUCAUCCAGCCCACCAGCCUCCUCAUUCCUCUCACCGUCCUACGCCUAUGUCACACGACUGACUUUGGGUCCUCCUCUCUAACCAUUCUCCCCUAUUUAAAUUCAGGCUUCUGGCCCCUCCCCUCCACCCUCGCCCACCCUCGUCCGCUGCUCUACCUGCUCAAGCUCUUCUGCCAUGGCUUCCUCCACCUCUCCUCUCCAAACCAUCUCUUCGUCCCUCAAUUUACCCCGCCCAAGGUCUCUUCCCUCCUCGCCCACGACUGCUACUGCCCUCCUUCCCUUCAAGUUCUCAAACCCAUUUCUACCGCAGAGCCUCAGGCUCGCCAAUGCCCACAACCGUGUCUCCAUCCCCGCGAGAUCCUUCUCCUGCCGAAGCCAGGCCGACCCUCCUCCUUCCGAUUCUCGGAGACCCACUAAAGUUCAGGAGCUCCACGUCUACGAGAUGAACGAGCGCGACCGUGGAAGCCCCGCUUAUCUCCGAUUAAGCCAGAAAGACGUCAAUUCCCUCGGCGAUCUCGUUCCUUUCAGCAACAAAAUCUACAGCGGAGACUUGCAGAAGCGGGUGGGGAUCACGGCGGGCCUAUGCGUGCUGAUCCAACACGUGCCAGAGAAGAAAGGCGACAGGUACGAGGCCAUAUACAGCUUCUACUUUGGGGAUUACGGUCACAUAGCUGUGCAGGGGCCGUACCUGACUUACGAAGACACGUACCUGGCGGUGACCGGCGGCUCCGGGGCGUUCGAGGGCGUCUACGGCCAGGUCAAGCUCCAGCAGCUUAUUUUCCCCUUCAAGCUCUUCUAUACCUUCUAUCUUCAGGGCAUUAAGGACUUGCCGCAGGAGCUUCAGUGCACGCCCGUGGCACCGUCGCCCGCGGUGGAGCCCCACCCGGCGGCGAAGGCUUGCGAGCCUCAUGCCACCGUAGCUAGUUUUACUGACUAGUGAAAGAGAUGUCGGCCAUUGAUGCGGGUUUUUUUUUUUUUUUUUUUUUUUUAAUUUUAUGUAAUGUGCGGUGUGUUUUUUUUUUUUUUUUCAAAAAAUUUACACAUAUUCAGGCUUCAAAAAAUCCUCAUGAGAAAUUGAGAGCGGCCCCAUGGCGUCGGUGGCGGUGGUGACAGUGGUGGUGGAGGAGGAUAUUUGUAGGAAUGCGUGCGACUUUCCACAUGGCCGUAGCUGGGAUGGGGCUUAUUUGGAAAGUGCUGUAAUAAAAGAGACAUGUGGGCAGUAGAUUUUUUUUUUUUCCAAAAAAUAUCUGCUGCUGCAAUUAGUGUGGACUUAAUGAAAGGAGCCCCAGUCGCAGUGGGGAAGACUGGAAGAGGCAGUCGGGAUGAAAUAGAAAGUGUCCCAUGUGGAGACCCUGAAAUGAAAUGAUUCAAUCUUUGCGUGAGUUGAGCCUGGUCAGCAUUCUACCAUGGUGGAAACCAGCUGUAUGCUUUGCAAUUCGUUUGGCUUUUCCGUGACGGCCCAAGCAUAAUUGCAUUUCUAAAUUUCUUUUUAUUUCAUGAGAUUAGUUUUUUUUUAUAACUAUUCAUUUAUGAUAAUAAAAUAUUAUCAAAAACAUUUUUUU